AUGGGUUCUCCAGCAGUGCUGAGGGUCGCUUUGGGGCCCAAGCUUGGCCCCGAGUAUGAUCGAAACUACUGGCAGAAGGGUGCUUCAGGACACGCCUGGUGUGUUUGGAUCAGCAAGGCAGCCAAGGCAAGCUACGAAGCCGCACAAUCUGCCCAAGCCGCGCAGGCUGGCCUCCCAGCACCAGUCCAGAGUGCCCCAACUGAGCGAAGCCCAGUAGCAGCUCAGGAGACCGCUCCGAGCUUUGAACCAGCACCUCGUGUGGAAGAAGAGCAGCCGGAACUCCAGCGUGUUCCAAGCAUCGAUAUUUGCUUGAAGCUCCGGCUGCCAAAGAACUUGGAUAAACCCAACACCCGCGUUGUUGUUUGCGGUGAGGUGCCGAGCUUGGGCUCCUGGACCCCGGCUUCUGGGGCCCCAAUGCGGAAGCAUGAAGAUGUUUACAUUCUAGCUGAGAUGCCGCAUGGUGUGGGUGCAGGCACACAGUUCAAGUAUGUAAUCAUGGAGAAGGGACAGCCGAAGUGGGAAGGUCGAGCCAAUAGGCACUGGCGAGAGGCCGAGGCGCCUGUUGUUACCAACAUCUGGGACAGCACGCAGAAUGAGCGACCAAAGAAGGCUCCCGGCCACGGAAAGAAGUUGAGCACCACGUUCUCAAAGUCGUCAGAGUUUGUCAACCGGAUUGCGGAAGAAAACCGGGAACGGACUAGCUAUCGCCUGAAGCUGGAGCUUCCACGUGUUCUCAUGGAGGAGGAACAGCUUAACUCUCUAACAGAGCUGGCUUGCCUGCAAGCCUACCUGACAUGGAUUUCCAGUGGCCAGAUUACGUGCAAGGAAGAUGGAGGUCACCACAGGCCUUGUGCGGCAGCCAACUCUGCCAAGGCUGUGACAGAAGCUCUUUGGGAUUUGGCCACCCAUGGUGACGCAGAGCUUUUCAUUGCUCGUCGCAUCUUCCCAUGCUUGCCAUCUUUUUCUGAUGAGUUCACCUGUGCUGUGCCCAUGACACGAAUUCGUGAUAUCGCACACCGUAAUGACAUCCCCAAGGACAUAAAGCUGUACAUCAAGCACGAGCUGCAGAACAAGCUUCACCGCUGCGCAGACCCGGGCGACUUGGUGAAGCUGGACCAGCUGGUGGAACGAAUUGACCGUGAAGGUGGCUACUCUGAGGGCUUUGUCCGGGAGAUGCAUAUCUUCCAAGUUGAGUUGCGAGACUUCUUCAAUGCCACUGGCUUGGACGAUUCUGCCAGGAAGAUAGCCCAGGAGGACGGAAGUGUGAAGGGCGCGGUUGACAUGCUCCUGCACCUGAAGAAUUCCAAUGCGGAUCCCUUUGGACAGCUUACUGCACUCGUGGACCUGCGCAAAGCGGUGGCCCAGAGGGUGGCUGAGCAGAAUUGGUUGAGGCUGGACAUCGAGUUGGAGAAGUAUGCCUUUGUGCUUCUUAGCCAGUUAGCUGGACAGCUAGAGAAUGAGCACAGGGGAUCUCGCUCUUGGUGGGAACGCCUGCUGAAGUCCCUGACAUCGGCCCUUGCACAAACUCAGCUUACUGGCAUUUCUGAGAAGGAGUGCGCGGUAGCCAUCCACGAGACAGAGUCUGUUGCUCCAUCGAUCUCCGAUACUUCGAACCCAUUCAUUCCACAGCGGCUUGUAGCAACCAUGGACCGGACACUGCGCAUCUGUUUCAAGCUCCAGGCCUCCCUUGAGCAGGCAUAUUCUGGCGUGCCCGAGCUUGGAAGAGCCCUUAACAUUGACUCUCACGCCAUUUCUGUCUUCGUUGAGGCUGAGCUUCGGGCAUCUGUCUUAUUCCAGGUUUCAAAGCUUGCACAGCUUGCCAUGCAGCAAGCAAAGGCGUGCGCAGGCCUUCCACUCUGGACAGCCAUCUCGGCAGGUGUUUGCGUCGGCCGCUGCUUAUGCUUGCGCGCUUUGGCAGACGCCUGGAGCCAGAAUCUGCCGAAGGAAGGCACCGUGGUCUUUUGUGAGGAAGCCAGCGGUGAUGAAGAGAUUCCAAACUUGGCUCGGGGAGUGAUAGUUGCACGUGACCUGCCCGUGCUUAGCCACCUGGCUUUGCGCGCACGACAGCUCGGAGUGGUGUUUGCCUGCACGGCUGAGUCACAGCUUUUCCAGAAAGUCAAGGGAGCUACUCAACAAGGGAAGGCCGUGCGUCUGUCUGUGAGCCCCUCUGGUGAUGUGCGUGCGGAAGGGGUGAGUGACUCCGAGCUCUCUGUCAUGACUGGCGAUUCCAAGCCAGCUUCGAUCACGAAGCCUAAGCUUGGCGAGCUCAGCCUGGAGAGCAACAAGCUUUUCGAAACAGUCGAGAUCGCGGACCAGCCCAAGUUUGCUGGCAGCAAAGCAGCCUCUUCGGGGAAGCUGGAGAAACUCGCCGGGCAGCUGGGCUUCAAGGCCCCCAAGGGCCUUGCCAUACCCUUUGGCGUCAUGAAGAAGGCUGUCCAAGGAGCCGACUUUGAGUCUGCCCUCAAAGCCUUGCAGUCCAAGCUGGACAGCAAUUCCAAUUCUCUCGAGGUCGAGGCUGCAGCCUUGGCCGUGCGAGCAGCGGUUGAAAAGCUGUCAGUUCCUGCCAAUGUGCUCAAGGAGAUUGCAGCCAAGCUGCCAAAAGUAGAACGGGUUGCGGUCCGGUCCUCUGCCAACAGCGAAGACUUGGAGAAGGUGUCUGGGGCUGGUCUGCACGACUCUGUCUUGGGCGUGGAGGUUAAGGAUCAGGCCAAGCUUCAAAGCGCCGUGCUCCAGGUCUGGAGCAGCAUGUUCACAUUGCGAGCUGUACAGAGUCGACAUGCUGCAGGCAUGCCAUUGUACGAAGGCAUUGCCAUGGGCGUGCUGAUUCAACCAAUGGUCUCUUUGGCUGGCAGCGCCUUCGCCUUCAUUGCAUUCUCGAAAGAUGCAGUGGCACGAAACGACAAAGCCGUGUACAUUGAGCUGUGCAUUGGUCUUGGCGAGACACUGGCAUCAGCCAAUGAACCCGGAACUCCUUAUCGUUUGAUCGUGCAGAAGCAGCCGCCACAUGAGGUUGAGGUGGCGUCUUUGGGAAGUUUCUCGUAUGGCCUCCAAGAUAUGCCAGGUGGCCUCCAGCGUGUCCAAAUCGAUUACUCCCAGGAACGCCUUAGCAACGACCGGGAAUACCUAGUACAGAUGGCGCGUGACAUCGGCAAAGUCGCCAUCGGCAUUGAAGAAGGUUACGGUGUGCCUAUGGACAUGGAAGGCGUAGUGCUGGAGCGAGCUGUGUCGGGGCCCUUCCCAGGCCGAGUCAAUCCUGAUCAUUUCCGGGCUGGAAGAGUGGCUUUGAUUGGUAUGCGCGGCGCAGGAAAGACCACUUUGGGUCGAGAUGCUGCAAAGAUGCUCGGGUUCGAGUUCGACGACUUGGACGAGGUCAUUACUCGCUCGGCUGGUGGGAAACUUCCGCCGCAAAUAGUAGCAGAACAAGGCUGGGAAAAGUUUCGUGCCUUGGAAGCGGAGUGUUUUCAAAAAGUGGCAUUAGGCGACAAGGCCAAGAUCAUUGCAUGUGGUGGUGGCAUUAUAGAAACCACCCAGGGCAUGGAUCUAUUGUGCAAGCAUCAUCCAGUAAUGCUCAUUGAUCGUUCGAUUGAUGAUAUAGUGGCCACUUUGGAGAGCGACCCGGCUGCCCAAGUUCACCGAGCUUCUCUUGGCGAGCAUCCAAGGGACACCUAUAAGCGCCGCCUGCCGAAAUAUGUGCAGGCCGCUGACUUCCGGUUCCCUGUUGCUCGGGGUGAGGGAGACCUCAACACACUCACAGUGGCUUUCGCUCGCUUUGUCAAUGCCGCCCUUGGCCACACUGCUCCUGCUAUUGUGAGCGAUUCGUUCUUCAUCACGCUGACAGCAUCCGAUUACAACCAGGUCUCUCCAGACAUUCUUCGCUCAGCGGCUCGAGCUGCUGACACUCUGGAGUUCCGAGUUGAUCUCCUCGGGUCCCUGGAGCACAGUAACAUCGUACAUCAGGUGGCCACUGUGCGCCGAAUAGCUCCCGGAACGCCUCUGCUCUACACAGUGCGUUCCAAGGAUCAUGGCGGCAAGUUCACGGGGUCCGAAGACGAGUAUUUUGAGCUGAACAUGCUCGGGCUUCAGCUGGGCGCAGAAUUGCUUGACGUAGAGUGCACCUGGGAUGCUUCAAAGAUCGCCUCCCUUGCUGCCAGAAGGGGUCCCUCCAAGCUGGUGGGCUCCUAUCACAACUUUGACAGGAUGCUCAGUCGAGAUGAGCUGGCGCAGGUGUAUAGCAAGUGCUUGCUUGAGGGUACGGCUGCCAUAGCAAAAGUGGUGGUGAAGCCAGCAGCGCGAGAGGAUAGCUGGGUGGUCCAGGAAGUAGGGAAGGCUACUGUCCCAGAAGCCGUCUCCUUUAUCGGGCUCUGCCUUGGUGAAACUGGAAAGCUGUCAAGAGUGCUCAACCAGGUCAUGUGCCCUUCCAUGCAUCCUGGAUUGACUCCGGGCGCGCCAGGGCAGAUGUCCGUACAAGACAUUCUGACCAUUCGUAGAUCUCUGAGUCUCUUCGGAACAUCACGACAGUUUGCCGUCAUUGGACCUUGGGAAGGUUCCUGUAAAAAAGAGCAAGGCAAAGCAUCAGGCUUUUACAGGGACGUCUUCCGUGGCUACUUCAAGCUGGCUGGCUUGCCUCACGUUUGUGACAUGGACUUUGCAAGCACAGCCCAAGAGGCUUCUCGACUGUCCUCUUUGGCCUCGACUGGUGGCAUUUUCCUGUUGGAUGCGCUAUGCGGUCAGUUCUCCAAAGCUGAAGGGACGGGGAUGUGCUUCACGGAUUUGGCAAAGUCCUCAAACUUCGUGGACUGCAUUGCUCGCUCCGACUCAGAGGUGCAAGGCCACAACCUGAAGUCUCAGGCGCUUUUAGAACACCUGAGCCAGGGUCGCAAGAGGACAGCGCUUGUCCUCGGCUCCGGCCCUCUGAAAGAAGCCAUACUUGGAGGCCUGCAGGCCGCAGGCUUUGACGAGGUUAGACAUUGCGAGGCUUCGAGAUUGUCUGACCAGCAGAAGCUCAGCGAGGUGCGGAGUUGCAACACUCUGGACGUCGUGGUCUCUGCCGAGUUUGAAUGGUCUGACGACAUCCUCGGAGAAGUCUUCGCCCCAAUUUUCCAGACAUUAAAGCCCAAAGUCAUUGAUGCAUCCCCACCACUCUCAGGGGGAGUGCCAAUGUGGAUAGAGGCCGCAAGGAAAGGUGGCUGCGAAACAAUCAGCUCCCAGGAGUUCACUCUCACAGAGGUUGAGAUCUGCUUGAGGACAUGGCUGGGUGAGGCUAAGCGAGAAGCGGUCGCAAAGGCGAUGGCCACACAGAUGUCAAAGAUGGGCGCGGUCCCGAACAAGGAGCUUCUGAAAGCUGCUGGGGAAGCCUGGGCUUGA
Messenger RNA from Symbiodinium pilosum, 5364 nucleotides. Lineage: Eukaryota; Dinophyceae; Suessiales; Symbiodiniaceae. The record is from the annotation of a GenBank genome assembly.